AAACACCGUUCAUUAAAAAGAAAGAAAAGAAUAAAAAAAAAGAAAAAGAAAAAAUAGGGGAAUUAUGGAAGGUGGAAUUAGAGUGAGGAGGAGGGACUGUUGUGAUUUUGCCUUUUCCUAUUUUUUGUUUGUUCUUUUAUUAUUAUUCGGCUUCUUAUUCUUUCUUCGUAAUCCAAUUGACAUUUAUUGUUAUUGGUUGUAUUUUUAUUUGAUAUUCGAUGAUGAUAAUUCUUCCGCUAUUAGCUUCCUUGACUUUUACGUAUUCAGUCUUCGGAAGGAGUUUUGGAGAGAGAUAAAAUAAUCGUGUUGUUUGGGGGUUUGGAGGCCUGGGGAGUUCUUUUUUGGAUCCGUGUAAUUUCUAGGGUUGCCAAGGGGCGGUCGCUUUGCGAUCUCGAUCGUCGUCUUCCAUGGAGGCCGCGUCUGAAGGAGAAGAUCGGAACCAGAGCAAUGAUCACAAUAAUAACAAUAGUAACAGCAAAUUCGGUAAUUCCAGUGAAGGGCAAAGCAAGCCCAAGCGCCAGAUGAAGACCCCCUUUCAGCUCGAAACCCUCGAGAAAGCCUAUGCCAUGGAGACGUACCCGUCGGAGGCAACGAGGGUGCAGCUGUCGGAAAAAUUGGGGCUUUCGGAUCGCCAAUUGCAGAUGUGGUUUUGUCACAGGAGGUUGAAGGACAAGAAGGAUGUUCCCGCCAAGAGGCCUCGUAAAACGGCGGCGGCGGCUUUGCCGGAGUCUCCUGUGGAUGAGUUGAGGGCGGGUGAGCCAGGUAGUGACUACGGGUCUGGUUCGGGCUCGGGUUCGAGCCCAGUUGGCCGUUUGGAGUUUCGGAAUGUGGGGACAAGGAAUGUGGUAGAUGAUGUGCCAAUGGUUAGGAGGUAUUACGAGUCACCGCAGUCGGUAUUGGAGCUCAGAGCCAUUGCCUGUGUGGAGGCGCAGUUGGGGGAGCCAUUGAGGGAGGAUGGGCCCAUUCUCGGGAUUGAGUUUGAUCCGUUGCCGCCAGACGCAUUCGGGGCACCUAUAGCUGCAGUUCCAGAGCAGCAGAAGCGGCCAGGACAUCCUUAUGAGGGCAAAUUAUAUGAGCAACGUGAUGCCAAGUCAUAUAAAGCUACUGCAAGGGUGCUUCGUGAAUAUCCAUUUCUUCCAGACCAGCCUGGUAUUAGAUCUGAUGCAUUUGGACAAGUUGCCCAAUCUCAUUUUCAUGACUCAAUGGCUGAUGGUCCAACUGCCAGAACUUCAUCAUUUAUGCUUGGAAAUGAACAAUUGCCCAGGGUUCAUGGUGUCCAAGGUCACACAUCUCGUGUUCGUCAUUCGUCUCAGCAAGACAGGCAGGGACUUGCCUUAUCAUCACCUCCCAGGGAUGAUGACCGACUCCCAGAAAGGGAGUCCCUUACAAAUGUUAGAAUUAAUUCUCAGUUUAGUGAUCAUCCAAUUAUUGGACCAGAAGAUUCAUGUGUAGCAUCUGAUGGGCAAAUCUUUCAGAAUGAUGCUAUUUUAAGGAAGGAGAGGAAACGCAAGAGUGAAGAUGCUGCUAGUGUUGCAAGAGAUGUUGAAGCACAUGAGAUUCGGAUGAGGAAAGAGCUUGAGAAACAAGAUAUUCUGAGGCGAAAGAGUGAAGAAAGAAUGAGGAAAGAAAUGGAAAAACAAGACCGGGAAAGAAGGAAGGAAGAAGAGAGGCUUAUGCGUGAAAAGCAGCGAGAAGAGGAGAGAUCAAAGCGUGAGCAAAGACGUGAAAUUGAACGAAGGGAAAAAUUUUUGCAGAGAGAAUAUUUAAGAGCUGAGAAAAGGAGGCAAAAAGAAGAGCUCCGCAAAGAGAAAGAAGAAGUAAGACGCAAAGCUGCCAUUGAGAAGGCUACUGCACGAAAAAUAGCUAGAGAAUCUAUGGAGCUUAUUGAGGAUGAACAGCUGGAACUGAUGGAACUAGCUGCUGCAAGCAAGGGUUUAUCCUCGAUGAUUCAUCUCGAUCAUGACAGUUUGCAAAAUAUUGAAUCAUUCAGAGGUUCUUUGAGUGAUUUCCCACCUAAGUCUCUGAAAUUGAAAAAACCGUUUGCGAUUCAACCCUGGAUCAAUUCAGAGGAGAAUAUUGGCAACCUUCUGAUGGUCUGGAGAUUUUUAAUUACUUUUGUUGAUGUUCUCAAGUUAUGGCCGUUUACUCUUGAUGAGUUUGUUCAAGCCUUUCAUGACUAUGAUUCAAGGUUGUCGGGUGAGAUACAUGUUGCUCUUCUUAAGUUGAUAAUAAAAGAUAUUGAAGAUGUUGCAAGGACACCUUCUACCGGAUUAGGAAUGAAUCAAAACGGUGCUGCUAACCCGGGAGGUGGACAUCCACAUAUUGUUGAAGGGGCAUAUGCAUGGGGCUUUGAUAUACGGAACUGGCAGCGGCACUUAAAUCCACUGACGUGGCCUGAAAUAUUUCGGCAAUUAGCACUUUCUGCUGGAUUUGGACCACAGUUGAAAAAAAGGAGUAUCACGUGGUCAUACCUGCAUGAGAAUGAUGAGGGUAAAGGUUGUGAAGAUAUAAUUUCUACUCUCCGUAAUGGUUCAGCAGCUGAAAAUGCAUUUGUGAUAAUGCAAGAAAAAGGUUUAUUACUUCCGCGAAGAUCUAGGCAUCGCUUGACUCCUGGAACUGUCAAAUUUGCUGCUUUUCAUGUUCUUUCACUAGAGGGAAGCAAGGGAUUAACGGUAUUAGAACUUGCAGACAAGAUUCAGAAAUCUGGACUUCGGGACCUGACAACAAGCAAGACGCCGGAGGCUUCAAUUUCUGUUGCUUUGACAAGGGAUGCUAAGCUUUUCGAAAGAAUAGCUCCUUCAACAUAUCGUGUGCGUGCUGCUUACAGGAAGGAUCCUGCUGAUGCUGAGGCAAUACUUUCAGCUGCCAGAAAGAAAAUUCAGAUAUUUGAAAAUGGGUUUUUGGCUGAAGAAGAUGUCGAGGAUGUUGAAAGAGAAGACGCUGAGGAUGUUGAAAGAGAAGAUGCUGAGGAUGUUGAAAGAGAUGAAGACUCUGAAUGUGAUGAUGUUGAUGAAGAUCCUGAAGUAGAUGAUUUUGCCACUCCAUCAAUUGGAAACAAAACCUCCAUUCCCUACAGUGAAGUAAAAGCUUGCUUAGAAAGUGGGAAUCAAAAUAUAUGCAAUAAUGUUGCACUCGAUCUGCAAAAUAAGUUGGAGAAGGAUUUUUCAUCCAUCCCCUUGAGCAAUUCCAAAGAUGAAAACUGUCCGAGCAUUGCCACUGCACAAUAUGUUGCUGGUGAAGAUAUCAGUGCCAAUAAUCUUGAUCAAGAAAAUAUGGAGAUUGAUGAAAGCAAGUCAGGUGACUCAUGGAUUCAAGGACUUACAGAAGGAGAAUAUUCUGAUCUCAGUGUAGAGGAGCGUCUUAAUGCCCUUGUUACCUUGAUUGGUGUUGCAAAUGAAGGAAACUCUAUUCGUGGUGUACUUGAGGAUCGUAUGGAAGCAGCAAAUGCUCUUAAGAAACAAAUGUGGGCAGAAGCACAGCUAGAUAAAAGUCGCUUGAAAGAAGAGAUUAUGAGUAAAUCAGAUUUUGGCUCGUCUUUUGUGGGGAGCAAAGCUGAAACACAACCUACGAGUACUGCAGUUGGGGGAAGCCAAAGCCCAUUGCUUAAUGUUGAUGAUCAAAAUGAGGCAUCCCCUAGUACUGCUGAAAACCAAAACCUACUUGGUUCACAGAGCAUUCAGGAUCACCUCAACAUUAUGCCUACUGAAAGGACCCCUGUUGCUCAAGAUUUCUCCACGGGUCCAGAUAAUUUUCUUGUUCAGCAACUUGGAUAUGCUUCAAAAAGGACACGCUCACAAUUGAAAUCUUAUAUUGCGCACAGAGCUGAAGAGAUGUAUGUGUACAGGUCCUUGCCUCUUGGACAAGAUCGUAGACGGAAUCGAUACUGGCUGUUUGUUGCAUCUGCUUCUAGCAGUGAUCCUGGUUCUGGCAGGAUCUUUAUCGAAUUGCAGGAUGGCAACUGGAGGCUUAUUGAUUCUGAAGAGGCCUUUGAUGCUCUUUUGAUGUCUUUGGAUGCACGUGGGAUUAGGGAAUCCCAUUUGCGCUUGAUGUUGCAAAGGGCUGAGACCUCCUUUAAAGAAAAUCUUGGAAGGAAUAUGCAGUGUGCAAACACAGCAGACCGAAGUGGAAUCAGGGUUAAAAGUGAAGCUGAUGAAAUGAAUUCUAGUCCAGAUUGCCCUGUUGCUUUUGACAGUCCUAGCAGUACUAUAUGUGGUUUAAGUUCGGAUAUAUUGGAGACCUCAUCUUCGUUCCGGAUUGAGCUUGGGAGAAAUGAAGCCGAGAAGAAGGCUGCUCUGAAUAGAUAUCAAGAUUUUCAAAAGUGGAUGUGGAAAGAGUGCUUUAAUUCAUUGACAUUAUGUGCAAUGAAGUAUGGGAAAAAGAGGUGUGGACCUCUGUUGCGCGUUUGUGAUUUCUGCCUUAUUGCUUAUUCCUAUGAAGAGUCCCACUGCCUUUCUUGCCACCGGAAUUUUGAUGACAAUCUUCAGCUUUCGGAGCAUGCUGUUCAAUGUGAAGGGAAAAGGAAGUUAGAUAGUGGGAAUUUCCGUUUAUUAGAAUCUUCUCUUCCCCUCGGAAUCAGAUUGCUCAAGGCUCUAUUAGGUUUCAUUGAGGUGUCUGUCCCGCCAGAAGCUCUUCAGUCAUAUUGGAUGGAAGACCUUCGAAGAACCUGGGGUGUGAAACUGAACAUGUCAUCGACUGUCGAGGAUCUUUUACAGAUAUUGACUCUGUUUGAGAGAGUGUUGAAGCGAGACUUAUUAUCAUCGAACUUUGCAACAACAGAGGCGCUGUUGGGUUCCUGUACUCAGUCCGGGAGUGCUUUCCAUGAUUUUGCAGAUCCUAAAUCGGUUGCUUUACUUCCAUGGAUACCACAAACCACUGCAGCUGUGGCUCUGAGACUUUUUGAGCUUGAUGCGUCCAUUAUUUAUUUGAAGCCAGAGAAACCAGAGCCUUGUGAGGAAAAGGAAGUCACAGAAUUUAAUAAGCUUCCUUCAAGAUAUGCUCCUCUCAAUAAUGUGAAGGAGGUUGAACUAGCAGAACUAAACCAUUUUGAAGACAUGAUAGAAAAGAACAGUGCUGAGAUGAAAAGUACCCGUAACCGCUAUAAACGUGGGCGAGGGGGUCGUGACCAAGGACGUGGUAAAAGGUCACAGAAAAAAGUCCGCGUUUUCAAUUCUCAUGCUGGCAGGCGAAAUGUUAAGAGCAAUGAAAAUUUAAUUCAUGGACUAAGACAGCAAGGACAGAGAACAUAUAGUCAAGGGAGUGGACGGGGUCGACGAACGGUUAGGAGGAGGAGAGUAGAAAAGAGGGCUGUUGAUGAGAGGUUGCCGAACCAUAGAGCUGACUCGGAUAGCCCCAAGAGCAUUGGUGAAUCCCCAAGCAACGUGGGUGAGGAUUGGGAUGAUGAAAAAAUUAGCAUGCUCCAUAUGGAGGGUGCUGAUAAUAUUAACGACCCAGAAGAGGUGGAAUCUGAUGAUAAUGCCCAGGCAGUGGAAUAUGAUCAAGGAAACUGGGAGAUAGGGUUUACUAAUGCUUCCAAUGGGUGGAGAGGGGGUCUAGUGGAAGCGAGUGAUGAAGAUGUGGAUGCUUCUGAAGAUGAUAAUGGCAUUGAAGAGGCAGUAGAUGAAGAUUCAGAGGUAGAAGCAGAAAUGAGUGAGGGCUCUGAUGGAACAGCGAACAGGAUUGGAAACGAUGAAGGCUCAGAUUCUGCAGUUUCUGACGAUUAUAGUGAAUAAGUUACGAUGUUGAAGUGAUUCAAGUCCCAUGAUUUCUUGCUGGUGCACUUGCAGCAGUUAUAUGCAGGCUGCAUAAAAUUUUUGAUGUUGCAGCUUCAUUUGCGUCAGAACUUGUGUAUCGCGAAAGAAAAAUACAGCAUCACCCCCUCUUUUUUUUUUUUUUACCCUAAUUUAUUAUUUUGUUUCAAUUAGUGGGGUAAUAAUGAUCUUCGAAAGAGUAGUUCAGAAUUCUUAAAAUAGAGCUGUCACGAUAAUUCAUUGGUGAUGGCAAUUAGAUUCUGUAUUUUAAGCAUGAUGACAACAAUGCUUUUUAUGUUGUAUCCUAUUUUUUAAAUAUAUCAAUAGUCUGACAGGAAUCCACCAAUUUAGUUUCA
Corylus avellana is the source of this 6103-nucleotide messenger RNA. Its product is annotated as homeobox-1. NCBI's taxonomy places the organism in Eukaryota, Viridiplantae, Streptophyta, Magnoliopsida, Fagales, Betulaceae. The record is from RefSeq and is a predicted model, not a curated record. Gene Ontology annotation, molecular function: DNA binding. Gene Ontology annotation, biological process: regulation of transcription by RNA polymerase II.